This is a messenger RNA of Brenthis ino (lesser marbled fritillary), 1773 nucleotides long. The record is from the annotation of a GenBank genome assembly. Lineage: Eukaryota; Metazoa; Arthropoda; Insecta; Lepidoptera; Nymphalidae.
AUGGAAGUUACUACAGAAGAAAUACCAAAAGAAAGUUCAGGGAAUCCUUUACCGGUAAACAAUGUUGAAGAAAAAACACAGCCUCCACCUCAAGACCCACCAAAGAAAUCUAAAAAAGAUGACCGUUCCAAAAAAGAUGACAAAAAUGUUGAACAAUUUAUGAAGUCUUUAAAUUCAGUACCAACGUUAGAUGAGAAGUUAUCAUUAGUAUGUAAAAAAUAUGUACAAACAGCUGAUGACAAUAAAAAGCUUCAAUUUUAUAUUAAACAGUCUGACAAACGAUAUGCUUUAUUGUUAAAAGAGAAAGAACAAUUGCAACAUGAAUUCAAUAAAACUAUUUUGGUCAAGUCGAAGCUUGAAAAUCUCUGCCGGGAGUUGCAAAAACAGAAUAAGGCUAUUAAGGAAGAAUCUCUACUCAAAAUUCGUGAAGAAGAAGAAAGGCGUAAGGAAACUCAAGCUAAGUUCCAAAACACGCUUACAGAAAUAACGUCUCUUUUACAACAGAAUAACGAGAAGAAUGCAAAAUUAAGGGAUGACAAUAUUAGUAUGACAGAAAAGUUUAAAAGUGUAGUUCAGCAGUAUCAGUUACGAGAACAACAGGUAGACAAAAUGGCUAAGCAAAUGGCACUAGAAUCGCAACUGUCGGAUGCCAAACUUCAAAAGGCAUCUUUAGAGCACCAAGCUGAAAGAGAACGCAUAUUAGCGGAAAUGGAACAGCUAAAAGUGACUCUUGCACAGUACAGAGCAAAAAUAAUGGAACUUCAGGGUACGGAGACAGCUCUGAAGGGUCAGCUGGCAGUGUAUACUGACAAGUAUGACGAGUUCCAGAACGCUUUGGUGAAGAGUAACCAAGUGUUUGGUGGUUUUAAAGAGCAGAUGGAGAAAAUGUCAAAGAAGAUCCAAAAGCUUGAGAAGGAGUCGUUAUCAUGGAAGAAAAGAUGGGAAACAUCACAAACAGCUUUACUGGAUAUGUGCGGUGAGAGACAAGCGAGCGAAGAGAGGGCUGCCCUCGCAGCGAGGCAUCUAGCGCAGAUGCAGAGCCUGUGUCGCACUUUACAGGCAGAGCGCACGGUGCUGCUGGGCACUCUCAAAGAGAAUAACAUCGAGCGGCCGCCGCUGCCGUCCCCGCCGCCCGCGCCCGCGCCGCCGCCGGCGCACACGCCCGCCAGUAAUGCUAAGGUGGACGCCAUGGCAGCCAACUGUGCACAACUGAGGCAAAGCCUCGCGCAUUUACAGAGCCAAUUAAACGUGUUAACGAAUAAAAAGGAAGAAUCUCCAAAACCAGAGAAACAGAAAAAGUCUAAGUCUAAAAAGAAUAAGAGCGACAAACAAAAAGCUAAUCAAGAAGUUGAAAAAUUAGAAGAUGGUGCGAACACUAAAGAUAGUUCUGAAGAGAAUCAAGCAAGUGUAGAAGAAGUAAAGCCAAAUGGUGAAGACAGUCCCGAAGAGAAAGUAGAUAGUAAAGCUAUGGAAACCCUGAUUCAAGCAAUCAAUAUGGCAAAUAUCAAUUUGUGCGAUCUUGAAAUUGUUAAUGAAAAGCAAAAUGAGACAGUUGAAUUAGACCAAGCAGUAUUAGUUGAAGAAAUAAUUGAAUCUGACGAACCUAAAGUUGAACCGGAUAACAAAAUCGAAGAUGUAAAUGAUUCAGAAGUUAUAUUAGAUAAAACAGUAUUAAAAGAGGAUUCAAAAGAUGAAUCAGUGGAAGCGACCGAUUCUAAAGUAGAAUCUAAAUGUAAUUUAGCAACAAACAAAUCUGAUAAAAGAGUUGCAUGU